This is a messenger RNA of Dioscorea cayenensis subsp. rotundata (Guinea yam), 4686 nucleotides long. Its product is annotated as ABC transporter C family member 14-like. Gene Ontology annotation, cellular component: plant-type vacuole; vacuolar membrane. Gene Ontology annotation, molecular function: ATP binding; ABC-type transporter activity; ATP hydrolysis activity. Gene Ontology annotation, biological process: transmembrane transport. The record is from RefSeq and is a predicted model, not a curated record. NCBI's taxonomy places the organism in Eukaryota, Viridiplantae, Streptophyta, Magnoliopsida, Dioscoreales, Dioscoreaceae.
AAAAACACAACAAAAGGACUUCUUUGCUUCCACCUUUCACACUAGCUGUAACUCCAACAUGCAAUCCAGUUCUCCUCCUCCCCGGUGGAUCACCGCCUUCUUCUCCUCCUCCUCCUCCUCUUCUCUCCUCAUCAAUGGCGACGACGACCUCUCACUUCUCCAAUGGCUUUCUCUCUCCCUACCAUCAAAGACUCCUCCUUUCCAUCUCCGACUUCAUCUUCCUCCUCUCCUUCAUCUUCCUCACCAUUCACCGUUGCCGUCGCCGUUCACCGGAGCCAGAAAAAGAACCAUUACUAACCAAGCUUUCAUCUUCUCCAACUACUCCUCUCAAGCUCAAGCUCAAGCUCACCAUCAUUCUUCUCUCUUUUCUCACCAUCUUCUACACCACUCUCUUCACUCUCUCCCUCUUCUUCUCCACAUCUCUCCAAUGUCCCAAUCUCUCCUCCAUCCUCCUCCUUCUCCGUCUUCUCUCCCAUCUCUUCUCCACUUCCAUCCUCCUCUUGACUAACCCUUUACCUUUCUCUUUCCUUCUCUUUCUCCGCCUCUUCUUCUUCUCCUCCUUCUUCUUCAACUCCUUCUUCUCCAUCUCCUCCUUCUUCUUCACCUCCCUUCUUUUCCCAGACGAUUUCAUCAUUCUUUCUCUCCUUCCUUUCUCCUUCUUUCUUCUUUAUCUUUCCAUCACCGGCGUGCAGCCGGCGCCGGAGGCUUCUCCGGCGACAUACGCCACAGCGACCUUGCUUUCCAAAGCGACAUGGAGUUGGAUGAACCCUCUUCUCGCCAAAGGCUACAAAACCCCUCUCCAUCUCCAUGACGUUCCAUCUCUAGCUCCAGAACACCAAGCAGAGACCUUGCUUCAAACCUUCAACUCUCACUGGCCGGAAAACAAUCUCCGGCGAAACCACCACCCAGUAGCCACAUCACUCUUCCUCUCAUUCUGGCCAAACCUCCUCCUCACCGCCGCCCUCUCCCUUCUCCGUCUCCUCGCCAUGUACAUCUCCCCAACUCUAAUCCAAUCCUUCAUCUCCUUCGCUUCAAGCUCCACCAAAUCAUCAAUGGCGGAAGGCUACUACCUCUGCUCCAUCCUCCUCUUCUCCAAACUCAUCGAAGUCUUCACUUCCCACCAAUUCAACUUCCAAUCCCAAAAACUCGGCAUGAUGAUCCGCUCAACUCUCAUUACUUCUCUCUACCGCAAAGGUCUCCGUCUCUCUUGCUCUUCCCGGCAAUCCCACGGCGUUGGAAUGAUCGUCAACUACAUGGCCGUAGACGCCCAGCAACUCUCCGACGUUAUGCUCCAACUCCACUACCUCUGGCUCAUGCCACUUCAAAUCCUCACAGCUCUCGCUCUCCUCUACACCUACCUCGGCAUCGCCGCCACCACCGGCAUCGCCGGAACUCUCAUCGCCACACUCUUCAUCCUCCUCAACACUCGUCGGAACAACACCUUCCAAUUCAUGCUCAUGACUCUGCGCGACGCGCGCAUGAAGGCCACCAACGAGAUGCUCGCCAACAUGCGCGUUAUCAAGCUGCAAGCUUGGGAGCGGCAUUUCGUCGAACACAUCGUAGGCAUUCGAGAUGGUGAGUUUGGUUGGCUAUCCAAGUUCAUGUAUUCAAUGUCCACCAACAUGGUCGUCCUUUGGAGUUCGCCGGCCAUCAUCGCCGUCGUCGUUUUCGGUACUUCUCUCCUCACCGGCGUCAAGCUUGACGCCGCCGUCGUCUUCACCGCCAUGACCAUCUUCAGGUUGUUGCAAGAGCCGAUGAGGAACUUUCCGCAAGCGUUGAUAACGGUGUCGCAGGCGACGGUGUCACUGGAGAGAGUGGAGAGGUUCAUGAUGAGCAGGGAGUUGGAUGAUAAGGCAGUGGAGAGAGUGGAUGGUGGACACGUGGCGGUUGAGAUUCGUGAUGGGGAGUUUGGGUGGGAUGAUGAUGAUUUGCACGGCUCGUUGAAGGUUUUGGACGUUGCGAUUGAGCGUGGGACCCUCUCUGCUGUCGUUGGGACCGUUGGAUCUGGCAAGUCGUCUUUGCUGGCUUGUUUUCUCGGUGAAAUGCACAAGAUCUCUGGCACGGUGAGAGUUUGUGGAACGACUGCUUAUGUAGCGCAGACGGCAUGGAUUCAGAAUGGGACAAUUCAAGAAAAUAUCUUGUUUGGAUCGCCGAUGAAGUCAGAGAAGUACAAGGAGGUAAUUCGUGUUUGUUGCUUGGAGAAGGACUUGGAAAUGAUGGAAUUUGGGGAUAAGACGGAGAUUGGAGAGCGAGGGAUCAACCUGAGUGGUGGUCAGAAACAACGCAUUCAGCUCGCCAGGGCGGUGUACCAAGAUUGCGACAUUUACCUCCUCGAUGAUGUCUUCAGCGCUGUUGAUGCUCAUACUGGUUCUGAGAUAUUCAAGGAAUGUGUGAGGGGUGUGCUCAAAGAGAAGACAGUCGUGCUUGUAACUCAUCAGGUGGACUUCUUGCACAAUGCCGAUUGUAUCUUGGUUAUGCGAGACGGGAUGAUAGUGCAAUCAGGAAAGUAUGAUGAAUUACUUGGUUCGGACACAGAGUUUGGUGUGCUUGUUUCUGCGCAUGAGAAUUCCAUGGAGCUCGUGGAGCAGAGUACCAAUCACAAUAUCAGCAAUGAUGAGCAUUCUAAACCAGAUAAGCAGUCAAUUGAGGAGGAUCGACCGGGAAUUUCACCGAAAACAGAAAAGGGAACUUCCAAACUCAUAGAAGAGGAGCAGCGUGAAACCGGCCACGUCAGCUGGAACGUCUACAAAGUGUAUAUAACUGAGGCUUGGGGUUGGUGGGGAGUCGUCAUUGUUUUAGGCAUUUCAAUUGUUUGGCAAGUUUCGCUAAUGUCAAGCGACUACUGGUUGGCAUACGUAACAUCAGAACAAAACAUAGUUUCAUUCAGUCCCUCGUUGUUUAUCGAAGUCUACUGCAUUAUAGUUGCUGUUUCACUCAUUGUUGUGGCUGUUCGAUCUUUUCUUAUCUCAUACUUGGGCCUCAAGACCGCGCAGAUAUUUUUCGAGCAGAUGCUUAACUGUAUAUCACAUGCUCCAAUGUCGUUUUUCGAUACUACGCCUUCAGGACGAAUUCUAACUCGGGCAUCAUCUGAUCAAACAAACAUUGAUCUUUUCCUUCCAUUCUUCAUUGGAUUAACUAUAACAAUGUACAUCACAGUGAUCACCACAGUUAUCGUUACUUGUCAAGUUGCUUGGCCAACAUUUAUAGCUGUAAUUCCAUUAGCAUGGUUGAAUAUAUGGUACAGGGGGUAUUAUCUUGCAACAUCGCGGGAGCUAACUCGUCUUGAUUCGAUCACGAAAGCACCGGUCAUCCAUCAUUUCUCUGAAUCUAUUCUUGGUGUAACAACAAUACGAUGUUUCAGAAAAGAGGAAAGUUUCGCUCAAGAGAACAUCAACAGAGUAAAUUCUAGUUUACGAAUGGAUUUCCACAACAAUGGGUCAAAUGAGUGGCUUGGAUUUCGGUUGGAGUUGAUCGGGAGCUUCGUCCUUUGCAUCGUCGCUUUGCUCAUUAUCAUGCUGCCAGCCAAUUUCAUUAAACCGGAGUAUGUUGGUCUCUCUCUUUCUUAUGGUCUCAACCUCAAUUCGGCAUUGUUUUUCGCCGUUUGGAUUAGCUGCUUUAUAGAGAAUAGAAUGGUUUCGGUUGAAAGAAUAAAACAGUUCACCAAAAUUCCACCAGAGGCGGCAUGGGAGAUCAAAGACCGUCUUCCAUCUCCAAAUUGGCCGGCCAGAGGAGAUAUUGUUAUCCAAGACUUGAAGGUCCGGUAUCGGCCAAACACUCCGCUUGUACUCAACAGUAUCACACUUAGCAUUCAAGGAGGAGAGAAGAUUGGAGUUGUUGGUCGUACCGGAGGUGGCAAGUCAACAUUGAUACAAGCUUUCUUUAGGUUAGUAGAGCCUUGCGGAGGCAAGAUCAUUGUCGACGGAGUAGACAUUUGCACAAUAGGCCUUCAUGAUCUCCGGUCGCGCUUUGGCAUUAUACCUCAAGAGCCCAUCCUCUUUCAAGGGACGGUUCGAACUAACAUCGAUCCUGUCGGAAAGUACUCUGAUGAGGAGAUUUGGCAGAGUCUAGAGCGAUGCCAGCUUAAAGAUGCAGUGGUUUCGAAACCGGAGAAGCUCGACGCUUUAGUGGUUGACAAUGGUGAGAACUGGAGUGUAGGACAAAGACAGCUUCUGUGUUUAGGCCGGGUAAUGUUAAAGCAAAGCCGUAUUUUGUUUAUGGAUGAAGCAACAGCUUCAGUCGAUUCACACACCGAUGCGGUGAUUCAGAAGAUUAUUCGAGAAGACUUUGCAUCGUGUACGAUUUUCAGCAUUGCUCACAGGAUACCUACUGUCAUGGAUUGUGACCGAGUUUUGGUUAUUGAUGCUGGACAUGCAAAAGAGUUCGACAAACCAUCGAAGUUGAUUGAACUGAAUUCGCUCUUCGGUGCUUUGGUUCAAGAGUAUGCUAAUCGCUCGGCAGAUACAUAAUGCAGACAUAGCGGAGCUUUUGAAGAUGAAUUAUAUUAAAUUUUUUCAAUACUUAUCAGCUUAAUAAAUAAAUUAAAAGAGUGUUUUUCCCAUAACUAUGUUAAUGAAAAGGCAUGACUCAAGGGCAUGCCUUUUUGCUAUAAUUUUUCUAAACAAAAAUAUAUAUUGUUUUCUUGAAUAUGAUCUUUUAUUCUAAAUUCAUCUUCAAAGAUCCUCAAUU